Messenger RNA from Tigriopus californicus, 2165 nucleotides. RefSeq lists its product as uncharacterized. Lineage: Eukaryota; Metazoa; Arthropoda; Copepoda; Harpacticoida; Harpacticidae. The record is from RefSeq and is a predicted model, not a curated record. The transcript has 3 exons. Bases 25 to 2091 code for a protein of 688 amino acids.
CCCUUUCCAAGUUGCUUGCACAACAUGAAGCUAGUAACACUAUUUAUUUGGAUAUCAACCUUGGCAAUUUACAAAGUGAUCUAUUUAAAGAAUGUGGAGCAAUGGUUCCAUUUGUUACAAGCAUUGGUCGUGACGCUCAACUCUCCGUUCAUCAGGAAACGAUCCAAAUCAAUGAUUAUCCUGGGCACAGUGUCGCAAUUCCUGUUCACCUUCAGUUUGACUGGGCUCACCGAGUGCUCAAUCUUAAUAAUAGCCUUAGCAGAUUUUGCAGAACUGAUGAUGUUCACAGUGAUCCAAAUUCGUUCCAAGCCCUCCUCGUUCCUUACGGCCUUGAUACUAGUCAUUGUCCUUGGCAUUGGGUGUGGAAACCUCUUGAAAAUCUCUUCUAAUUGGUGGAAUUGGAGAAUUGGCGUCUUAAUUCUAGCUUCGAGCUUCAGGACAUUUGCUUUGUCGGACAUGGAACCAUGUGGAACACUGGCACAGGAUUUGUGGAGUUGCUUGGUUUUGGUUCCAUUAAUAGUCUUAUUCUAUGUGGAUGUUUGGAACUCGUUAUUGGGGUUCGUAACAGCGUCGCUAGUCUUGAGCCUUGAAUCCAACUUGGCCCUUCGUGUAUUCAGUGAGGUGCAAACACAUUGGCAAACGGCCUUCAAUUUCUCGUUGGUGAAAGUGAUGCGAUCGCAGAUAUUGCUGUGGAUACUAAGCGAUAUUCAAUAUCUUGGUACAGUCCCCAUUCUAGGAUCAUUAGGGUCAUCAAUUUAUUUCGGAUUGAUGUCCUUCUUUCUAUUAGUCAUCUUCAUCCCAUUUGAAGGUUCUGGGGAUGGUUCGUACCUGAACUAUCUUCAACUGCCCUUGCUCCUUAUGAGAUCUUUCAUCAUCAAGGGUCACACUGGCGGUUCCCGCGAGAUCAGCAUGUUCCACUUCAAAUGCACCUCGAAGUUUCGAAAGUCUUUGGUGAAGAUCCCAGACCCCAAGCUUUUGCUCCACAAGCCACAAGCCAUGCCACAAUGUGAAUUCCUCACACUAAACCUGACCCAUUAUCCCAAGAUUGCCGACCUUCGUUCAGGAUACUUGAGUAAAAAUCAAGAUGUAAUUGAUGAGGCACAGAGAGUUCACGCAAACGUCUUGGGAGACCUCUUGGAGCGUUUCUCUUACGCCAUCUUAUUUGACCUGGCUGAUUAUGAGAACAAAGGAGAUCCCGCCAUUGCCAUGGGAGAACUGCAAUUCCUUAAGAGGCUGGGAAUUCAAUUGUUAUAUUAUUGCAAGACUUCAGCCUGUUCCGACAAAAACGUCGAGAACGCAUUUCUAAAGUUCAAAGACGUUUCCUCAGCAGAAAUGGUUGUUCUUCUUCAGGGUGGCGGAAAUAUGUUCUCGUAUGAAAGUUUAGACAAGAUCAGAGAAAGUGUAAUUACCCGAUUCCAGGACCACACAAUUGUCAUAUUCCCUCAAAGUAUUUGGCUACGUUAUGCCGACUACAAAUUGGACUACUACCGGCAAAUGUACAACUCUCAUCCAGACCUGACGCUUUUGGUUCGCGAUCAAGAGUCUUAUGCCAUUGGAGAACAAAUGCUCCCCUCGGCAAAAGUAAUUUUAUGUCCGGACAUGGCAUUCCAAAUCGGACUUGUUGCAUUCUUUGCCCCAGCUAGCUUUGAUAUCCUGUGGCUCAAGCGGGAAGACUCCGAAACUACGGGUUACGUGAUUCCAAGACCUCCUCCAUAUCUGUCAUUGCACGUGGAAGAUUGGACCAAUUGGAUCACUCCUAAGACCGACACUAUGGAACAUAUAUUCCACUUGACGCUAAACGGCCUUUUGUUUCUUCAAAGAGGCAAAGUUGUGAUCACAGAUCGCCUUCAUGGACACAUCUUAUCUACUCUAUUAGGGAUUCCUCACGUUAUUUUGGACAACAACUACGGCAAAGUCUUCAAUUACCACAACAGUUGGACCAAGGGCCUUGAGACAGUCCGUACUGCCCGAACCGCCGAGCAGGCUCUGGCCAAAGCAGAGGAGUUAUUGUCGAGUUAUGGGGGCGCCUGCCAAAAAAACUCAAUGACUUUUUGCGACUAUAAUGAAAAUUUAUCUCAAAUUUGCAAGUGACUGGAUAAGUACUUAAUGCCAUUUACAACAGAAUAAACAAGAAGGGUAGAGCCAAGAGAGCAGCAAUAUUAAUG